This is a messenger RNA of Aureobasidium vineae, 4188 nucleotides long. The record is from the annotation of a GenBank genome assembly. NCBI's taxonomy places the organism in Eukaryota, Fungi, Ascomycota, Dothideomycetes, Dothideales, Saccotheciaceae.
AUGGCGGGCCAGUCGAUACCGACCAAAUUUCCCUGCUGGUGCAAGGCUGUCUAUUCUUGGGGUGGAGAGACCAAGAAAGACCUGGGCUUCAUCGAAGGAGAUUUGAUCGAGUGUCUCAAUGCAGGAGAUGGGUCGUGGUGGAUGGGUCGUCUGCGGCGCGACCGGCGCAUGGUUGGCCUGUUUCCCUCCAACUUUGUCCAGGUGCUCGACGAGAAGUUCCAACCAGCUCCCAUCCGCCGCAAUGUCUCGCCGCCCACGACCGUCGCUGCGCCGCAAAAGUCAAAGAGCGUCUUUCGGAAACCAUUCCAAGGGUACAAAGAGUUUGGAUAUCGCGACGACGGGUGCAAUUCGCGUGGCAGCACACCAGAAGACAGAGCAGUCAAGAAGAAGUUCAGCCCAUACUCGAGCAUGAAGACGGCAAAGGCUCCUGGCUCAGACAAGAAACCCCAUUCCUCACCACUAAAGGAAGAGUCGACAUUUCGCCUUCCUUCUCCGCUGCCGCGCGCCUCUGCUAGCAGACCCCCGUCGCCAGGAGACAUGUACAGAGCUUCCUCUCCAGCGCCCACCACCUUGUAUCGAUCAGUCUCGCCUGCACCUUCGGCUUUCUACGGCCCUACUUCGCCAGCUCCAUCUGCCAUGUACAGGACAUCUUCACCUGCGCCCUCGACCAUGUACAGAGCGCCAUCACCCGCUCCUUCAGCCAUGUAUCGUCCCGCUUCGCCAAACCCUCAAGACAUGUAUCGCUCCACUUCUCCCAAUCCCUCGACCAUGUACAGUGGACAGGCCUCGCCCAACUCGGCUAUGUAUAGCGGACAUGCCUCACCCAGUGCUGCCAUGUAUCGUGCUGCUUCUCCCAACACCAACGCCGAUCUGUACAGUCGAGCUGCCUCACCGAAUCCUUACCGAGCCAUGUCACCCGCUCCCUUUCAUCAAAGCAAUUCGCCUUUUCGCGCUGCAUCUCCUGCUCCUUCUCAAUUCCAUCAUUCACCAUCUCCAUCUCCUACCCCUACUCCCAUGGCUGCGCCAGGCCAAUAUCAAGCAUACAGACCCCCACAAGACUAUGAUUAUUUCAGAACAGCCUCACCCGCCCCACCACCAAUGCAUCAAAUCUCAAGACAGCCUUCGCCAAUCCCACAAGACGAUGCAUCCUCUCCUCCGCCCCCAGCACCGCCGCCUCAUCGUAUUCUUCAUCAACAGGGCAGGCCUGUUUCNCCGCGCCCUUCCCACGAGGCUGAUCUAAAUAAUGGCUACACCACACCUGGAGGCCACUCCAGAGAUGGCCAGUCUUCUGGAAUGACUCCUUCNCCGCUACGCGAUGCUAUGGCCGAUGUGAUGUCUUCUCUGCAUGACAUGAGCAGUGUUGCUGGAAGAUCAUCGCCUGCUCCUGGUCCCGAAAGUCCCAAUGGAAUCUGGUCACCAGACGCAUUCGAUCUCAUACGUUCCCGAUCUGCCCACCAAGCGAGGGCAAAAUCUGCCAUGGACAUGUACCGACGGGAAACAAGUCCCAACAGACUGGCAAACGUACAAGAAGACCACGGUUCUAUUCCUUCUUUGCCGCCUUCAAGAGAUGGUCCGCCUGCGUUGGAUGAAUACGUCUCACGUAUGGAAAGUCGCUUGAGACGAACAAAAUCCACUGGAGCCGAUCUUCCGACUGUUGGGGGUGCUGCUCAAAGUGACAGUAGGCCUACGACAUCCAGUAGCCUGAGCAGUUCAGGUAGUGUUCGUUUUAGCACUCAGGUUCCUAGAAGUCUCAGCCCGCGAAAAUCUGUCUACGACCUUGCAAGCAGACAGCAACUUCGCAGAACGCAAACAAGCAAGACCAAUGCAACCAGCUCCUCUUCGGGUACCAACAGUACUUCCACGGCCAGCACUACGAGCACUCAAAUCACUAGUACUAGCAUCAUGAGCGGUCACUCUGCAGGUGCCUUUAGCGCCACUAGUGCUGGUAGCUUUGCCAGGCGCAAGUGGGGUUUGACUGGAAGUGUAAAAGGAAGAAGACCGUUGAGCGCAUUGAGCUCGAGAUCGUACGGCGACCUCCAGGGAGAGUGUAGCAAGGAGGAACGCCCCAAAACAGCCAUGCAAUCCCGGCCUCAAUCUCCAGAAACUGGAAUCAGUUUCCAUUCGAGUCACGCCACGCAGCCCGCACCAACUCCUGUCGCCGAUUGGACUACUAAUCCAUUCGAGACUGCCGGAGUGCUCGGNGGUCUUUCAGCUCCCAAGGCCAGGAAGAGCGGUUUCUUCAGAAAGAUGAUUGACACAGCAAAGACAACGGCAAAGACUGGAGCAGCCAAUGCAAGAAGCACAAUUGCAUCUGGCAGACCUCCAAGCCGAGCAGCUUCACCCAGAAAGAGCAUCAUACCUGAUGGCGUCACCUCUAUCUCUGGUGGCAUGCCUUCUUCGCCACCCGCACUUACAUCGACAGCACAUCGUGAUAUGGGUCUUGGAGGUGGCGAUGGAUGGAUGCAGGUCAGGCGUGAUGUCAAUCGUUCCAACUCACUGAGCAGAAACGAACGAGUCGAACGCAUUGAACGUUGUGAAAUGAUGGACAUUCUCGUUCUCAAUCCAGUUGAGGAGCUACUGGAGCGGACCGAGGGUGACGAAGGUCUUGACGGACUAGCCAUUACUGAACCAACAGACUUUGCGGCCCCAAGUCUUGGUUUGGUGGACAAAGGUACGAGAUUCAUCUCUGCCCUUCCUCAGAUGAUCACUCCGACAUCAUUGGCGCAGAGCUAUCUUUGCAGGCCCUAUCGUAGCGAUGUUCAACGUCUUCGUGCCAUCUUCACAUGGGUCGCCGAACGCAUCACUUGGGAAGAAGAUUUCGAAGGUCAGAUCGAUACCAGACGCGUCUUGCAGACCAAGCGUGGCUGUGGAGAAGAGAUUGCCGUGCUUGUCCGCGACCUCUGCUCUGCAGUAGGACUCCAUGCCGAAGUCAUUCGUGGCUAUCUCAAAGGACCCGGAGAACGUCUUGAUUUGGAAACCAUCGCAAGACCAAACCACUUCUGGAAUGCCGUCAUCAUUGAUGGUGAAUGGCGCAUCAUGGACUGCUCCCUGGCCAACCCUACAAACCCCAAGAGAAGCAUGUACAGCUCAGCAAAUAACACGGUUGCAGAUCAUUGGUUCUUCCUCACACGGCCCAUGGAGAUCUGUUAUACUCACAUUCCUCUUUUACCCGAGCAACAGCACAUUGUACCACCUGUUCCCCACGAAGUCCUCAUCUCGCUACCAAGCGCCUGUCCGCCCUAUUUCCGUCAUCACAUUGAGCUUACAAACUACGACACUUCAUUUGCAUACCUCGAGAACCUAGAGAUGGCACACCUCCAACUCACCGUCCCUGAAGAUGUGGAAAUCGUUGCAGAAGUCGAGGCCCGCGCUUUCGCCCGCGACAUGGACGGCGACCUCUUUGAAUCGGGCGACGUGACUAGAAAGAUUGCUCUCGCUCAGCCCACCUGGAUCUCUGGUCGAAAGAGUUUUGUCGUCAAAGCGCUCCUGCCCGGCGACGAAGGUGAAGGCAUCUUAAAAGUCUACGCCGGCAAACGAGGUCUCAUGCACAGCAUCAAGGACAACCCGCAUGCUCUCGCCCUAGCAGUGCCACUCCUCCACACUGGGCAAAACCCACCCUAUACCUUCCUCACCCGCCACCCCACUCCUCAUGCCCAACGUCACGACCUAUAUGUUGCACAACCUCAAUGCGCUCGCUUGGUCAUCAACAACACCUUCGUGUUCUGCGUGCGUCAGCACCCAACUUCACUCUCCCGCUUUUCACCCGACACAUGGGGUGGCUCCAACAAUGCAGCAUCCAGCGGAGCAAGAAGCAACUCAGCACUAGGCCUCCGCUCCACCUCGCCCGCUCCAUAUAACCGUCCCUCCUCGGCAAUGUCCAUGGCGUCCUCUUCAGCAGGGAUAUCUCACACCGGCAGCAUGCUCUCUGAAUCCUCGAACCUGAGCGAAAAACAACAAAAACCUGCCAAAUUGGCCAUCCAAUCUCCUUCGGGCAAGAUCAUCCGGUUCACAAGAAAACAAGAAUAUGGAGGUAGCAGCAGUGGCAGAGGAAUAGAAGAAGAAGAAGAGGGACUGGGGAGUACGUGGGAGACUGUCAUCAAGGUUGGCGAAAGAGGUGUAUACAGGGGUCUUGUAUUGGCGGAUCGGAGUGCCAGGUGGUGUGUCUUUGCCGAGUGGGAGUGUGUUUGA